Messenger RNA from Melospiza melodia melodia, 3483 nucleotides. RefSeq names its product dystroglycan 1 (gene DAG1). Gene Ontology annotation, molecular function: laminin binding; calcium ion binding. The transcript is spliced from 3 exons. Gene Ontology annotation, cellular component: basement membrane; sarcolemma; dystrophin-associated glycoprotein complex. Gene Ontology annotation, biological process: axon guidance; muscle attachment; nerve development. The record is from RefSeq and is a predicted model, not a curated record. Bases 315 to 3005 code for a protein of 896 amino acids. NCBI's taxonomy places the organism in Eukaryota, Metazoa, Chordata, Aves, Passeriformes, Passerellidae.
CCUGCAUAGCAGAGAAGUCUUUUCUGAGCCACCAGCUGUCCAUGGACUACGUGCCCUUCUCUUGCAUCAACUGCCCUGCAGAGGAACAGUUCCCUUGCUGGGUGUCCUCCCUGCAUCUGUAAAAUGUCCACAGCUGAAUAACUUGAGGAGCUCGGGGGGCCAGAGCAGAGCUUGGCCAUCAGCCAGGUUCCCAGGACUCCUAGGAUGAGGCUGCUGUGAAGGACUGGUGGAUCCCCUGCCCGUGCUGUGGUGCCUGCAGAUUGCCCGCGAUCCCCUUUCCAGCUGGAGCACCGUCACCAAGGCUGCUGGGAAGCAUGACUGUUGGAUGCCUACUGCAAGCCCCUGUCCUGGGGAGGACUUGGCUCCCUGUGCUGCUGCUGGCAGCCUCUGCUCACUGCCACUGGCCCAGCGAGCCGGCAGAGGUGGUUCGGGACUGGGAGAACCAGCUGGAGGCCUCCAUGCACUCGGCGCUGUCGGAGCUGCGCGAGGCGGCGCCGGCCGUGGUGGGCAUCCCCGACAGCUCCGCCGUGGUGGGACGCUACUUCAGAGUCUCCAUCCCCACGGAGUUAAUUGCUUCCAAUGGAGAGGUUGUCCAGAUCUCGGAAGCUGGGAAGGACUCCUUGCCUUCUUGGUUGCACUGGAAUGCAGAGAGCAGCUCCCUGGAAGGGCUGCCCCUUGACACAGACAAGGGUGUCCACUACAUCUCAGUGACCACUCUGCAGCCCUUCCCCAAUGGGAGCUAUGUGCCACAGACCACGAACGUCUUCUCCGUGGAGGUCCACCAGGAGGACCACAACGAGCCUCAGUCGGUGCGAGCGGCCGUGCAGGACACGAGCGACACGGCGCCCUUUGUGUGCGGCUCGGAAGAGCCAGUCACCAUCCUGACUGUCAUUCUGGAUGCCGACUUAACAAAAAUGACACCAAAGCAGAGGAUUGAACUCUUAAACAGAAUGAGAAGCUUUUCAGAGGUGGAACUUCACAACAUGAAGUUGGUUCCUGUUGUAAAUAACAGACUCUUUGACAUGUCGGCCUUCAUGGCUGGACCAGGAAAUGCAAAGAAGGUGGUGGAAAACGGGGCCUUACUCUCAUGGAAACUGGGAUGUUCCCUGAGCCAAAACAGCGUCCCCAACAUCAGCAAGGUGGAGGCUCCAGCUAAGGAAGGAACCAUGUCUGCCCGCCUUGGCUACCCUGUUGUUGGCUGGCACAUUGCUAACAAGAAACCUCACCUCCCAAAGAGGAUGCGGCGGCAGAUCAACGCCACCCCCACGCCUCUGACUGCCAUCGGGCCGCCCACCACUGCCGCACAAGAGCCACCCACCAGGAUUGUCCCCACGCCGACGUCGCCCGCCAUCGCGCCUCCCACAGAGACAACGGCACCCCCUGUCCGGGAGCCCAUCCCGCUGCCGAGGAAGCCGACGGUCACCAUCAGAACCAGAGGCCCCAUUGUCCAGACGCCCACUCUGGGGCCAAUCCAGCCAACCAGGGUGGCAGAAGGCACGGGCACUGCCACCGUGCCGAUUCGCCCCACCAUGCCUGGGUACGUAGAGCCCACAGCAGUGAUCACACCGCCCUCAACGACCACCAAGAAGCCGAGAGUCUCCACCCUGAAGCCAGCCACCCCGUCCACGACAGAUUCCUCCACGGCAGUAACACGAAGGCCCACUCGCAGGCCCAAAACGCCCCGUCCAACAAAGCCCCCCAGCACAACCAGAUCGCCCAUCUCCAAGCUGACAACGGCCUCUCCGCCGUCCCGCGUGCGCACCACCGCCAGCGGGCUGCCCCGGCCCUGGGAGCCCAACGAGCCGCCCAAGCUCACUAACCACAUCGACAGGGUCGAUGCGUGGGAGGGCACCUACUUCGAGGUUAAGAUACCGUCAGAUACCUUCUACGACAAGGAGGACACCACCACUGACAAGCUGCAGCUGACCUUGAAGCUGAAGGAGCAGCAGAUGAUCGAGGAGAAUUCAUGGGUACAGUUCAACAGCACCAGCCAGCUCAUGUAUGGCAUGCCAGACCACAACCACAUUGGGAAGCACGAGUACUUCAUGUAUGCCACCGACAAGGGCGGGCUUUUUGCCGUGGAUGCCUUUGAAAUCCAUGUCCACAAGCGCCCACAUGGGGACAAGGCUCCGGUGAAGUUCAAGGCCAGGCUGGAAGGGGACCAUAAUGCAGUGGUGAAUGACAUCCAUAAGAAGAUCAUGCUGGUGAAGAAGCUGGCUCUGGCAUUCGGCGACAGGAACAGCAGCACAAUCACAGUGCAGGACAUCGCCAAAGGCUCCAUCGUAGUGGAGUGGACCAACAACACACUGCCCCUGGAGCCUUGCCCUCGGGAGCAGAUCCGGACUUUGAGCAAAAAAAUUGCGGACGACUCCGGCAGGCCGAGCCCAGCUUUCUCCAAUGUCCUGCAGCCCGAGUUCAAGCCUCUGAAUGUGUCUGUGGUUGGUUCCGGCAGCUGCAGGCACAUCCAGUUUGUCCCCGUGACCAAGGACGGCAGGGUGAUCUCAGAGGCCACGCCAACGGUGGCAGCAGGCAAAGACCCCGAGAAGAGCAGCGAGGACGAUGUGUACCUGCACACCGUCAUCCCUGCCGUGGUGGUGGCCGCCAUCCUGCUCGUGGCCGGCAUCAUCGCCAUGAUCUGCUACCGCAAGAAGAGGAAAGGCAAGCUGACCAUCGAAGACCAGGCCACCUUCAUUAAGAAAGGCGUGCCCAUCAUCUUCGCCGACGAGCUGGACGACUCCAAGCCCCCACCGUCCUCCAGCAUGCCCCUCAUCCUCCAGGAGGAGAAAGCCCCACUGCCCCCUCCAGAGUACCCCAACCAGAGCAUGCCGGAGACCACGCCGCUGAACCAGGACACCAUCGGGGAGUACACUCCGCUGCGGGACGAGGACCCCAACGCGCCGCCCUACCAGCCUCCCCCCCCCUUCACCGCCCCCAUGGAGGGGAAAGGCUCCCGCCCGAAGAACAUGACCCCGUACAGGUCCCCACCGCCCUACGUGCCCCCUUAACAAUCAGGAGGCUCUCGGGGGAGAAGGGGCCUCCAGCUCCACACCGGUGCUGUCUGUGGGCCGGCAGCCCCCUCGCCAGCCGGGAACACGAAAGCCCAGCCCGCUCCCCAGCAGGCUCUCCCCGGCUGCGCCCGCCGCACCGCAGCGCUCGCGGGACUCGGGGGGACACUUGUUUUAUUUUUGCCUAACAAGCUUUGGUUUUAUUUUAUUCAUAGAAAAAAAAAAAAAAUUCUCGGCUCCAAGACGCCUUCCCGGCGGCUGGGCUUCGGCCGGGGCCGGGCGGUGGGCAGGGAGGGGGGUCGGGACGGGUCGGGCCGGGCCGGGUCGGGAGGAGCAGGCAGCACUGGGGUAGCACUCUGGGUCUCCGCUGUUUGCCUUUAACACUAACUGUACUGUUUUUUCUAUUCACGUGUGUCUAGCUACAGGACGUAACAUGAAAGGUAGCCUAAAAAUAAUUAAAUUCAAGGGACUUUCUGAA